Caenorhabditis briggsae is the source of this 372-nucleotide messenger RNA. Bases 1 to 372 code for a protein of 123 amino acids. The record is from RefSeq and is a predicted model, not a curated record. The transcript has a single exon. NCBI's taxonomy places the organism in Eukaryota, Metazoa, Nematoda, Chromadorea, Rhabditida, Rhabditidae.
AUGUCGGACGCCGGGUACUGGAGUAGCCCGGGUUCUGGAACCCAAGUUUUGGAGCCCAGGUUUUGGAGCCCGGGUACUGAAGCCCGGGUACCAGAGCCCGGGUUUCGGAGCCCGGGUACUGGAGCCCGGGUGGUGGAGCCCGGAUCCUGGAGAACGGAUCCCGGAGCCUGGGUACUGGAGCCUGGACCCUGGAGCCCGGGUUUGGAGCCCAAGAUUUGGAGCCCGGGUUCUGGAGCACGAGCCCCGGAGCCUGGGUACUGGAGCCCGGGUCAGAAUUUCAUGACUUCAAAAUUUAACAUUUUUGGACCUCAGAGUUUUAGAACUGGAAUUUCAGAAUUUCAAAAUUUUGGAAUUUCGUUCCCGAAUUUCUGA